Molecule: messenger RNA, 498 nt
Organism: Colletotrichum orchidophilum
Lineage: Eukaryota; Fungi; Ascomycota; Sordariomycetes; Glomerellales; Glomerellaceae
Exons: 1
Coding region: 1-498 (165 amino acids)
Source: RefSeq, a predicted model, not a curated record
AUGCAGCAGUCGAUCCUCACCAACAUCUUCCUGGCAGUCUCCCUCAUGAGCACCGCCGCCCUCGGCAAAGCAAUCAGCGUCCCGGGCCCAGCCAUCGUCGUCCGCCAAACAAACCCGACGACGCCCGCCGCCCAGUCGACAAUCAUGUCGUGCGGCGAGUACUCCCGCAUCGCCAACCUCUCCACCGUCGGCGCCAACAGCACCUACCGCGCCACCUUUUUCGAGGCCUCGCCCAACGGGAACCAGUUCAACGCCGAGGUCCUCGACACCGCCAUCCUCAAGCUGCCGAGCGUCAUCAUGGACCGCGCCCUGAACGAGGCCUGUGGGAACUUGACGGCGCUGGCGAUCCAAGAGGCUGCCAACAAUUUUACGAUUCGCACCGUCUUGCAGUUUUCGAAUAUCCCGCCUGCUGCGCCGCUGGAUAUCUCGACAAAUAUUAUUUUUGUGUGUGCGGGCGCGUUGUUUUUUAUGACGGGGAUUUGGAUGACCAUGCCGUGA